Molecule: messenger RNA, 1446 nt
Organism: Aspergillus costaricaensis CBS 115574
Lineage: Eukaryota; Fungi; Ascomycota; Eurotiomycetes; Eurotiales; Aspergillaceae
Product: SDR family oxidoreductase
Exons: 7
Coding region: 1-1446 (481 amino acids)
Molecular function (GO): oxidoreductase activity, acting on the CH-OH group of donors, NAD or NADP as acceptor
Source: RefSeq, a predicted model, not a curated record
AUGUCAUUCAUCCCUCCUGUUGUCCACGAAUGGACUCAAACUGCCCUGGCCAAUCUGCCCCCUCCAGCACAGCAAGCAUUGCUGCACCCGCUGGUCCCUAAAGCUCUCGCUGCUAUCUUAGCUUUCACUGCUCUGCGCCAAACCAACCGCGUCCUCAACUCGCUAUCCCUUAGCAAUAUCAGCACCCGGAAAUGGGACAAUGCCCGCGAACUCGUCCUCCUAACCGGCGGAUGCAGUGGCAUCGGCAAGCAAGUCAUGACAGAACUAUCCUCGCAUGGCGCGAAAGUUAUCAUUCUCGACAUUAGUGAACCCACCUUCAAACUCCCACCAAACGUCCACUUCUACAAAGCAGAUAUCACCUCCUCCGCCGCACUGCACCCCGUAGCAGAACAGAUUCGGCGCGAACACGGCCAUCCCACAGUUCUUGUGAACAACGCAGGUGUCGCCAACGACGCGACGAUCCUCGACGAACCCGAGGCCAAGAUUAGACAAACUUUCGAAGUGAAUACGAUUUCACACUUUCUCACCGUGAAGGAGUUCCUCCCCGCCAUGAUCGAGAGAAACCAUGGCCAUGUCGUGACGGUGGCUAGUCAGGCUAGUUUCAUGUCGCUCGGAGAGAUUGUGGAUUAUAGCUGUUCGAAGGCGAGUGCCUUGGCAUUCCAUGAGGGGUUGGGGCAGGAGCUAAAGUAUUGGCAUAAGACUACGGGGGUGAAGACGAGUGUGGUUCAUCCACUGUGGGUGCGCACACCCAUGAUUCAGCAGCUCACAGAUGCUGGAAAGGAAUUCAAGCAGCCCGUUUUGACGGUGGAGAGGGUGGGCAGUACUAUCGCGAAGCAGAUUAUCUCAGGGAAGAGUGGACAGCUUGUUUUACCUGAAUCAUUGUGGUGGAUUAGUUUGGUGCGGGCGUGGCCGACAUGGUUACAGGAGACGGCGAGGGGGCUGGCGUCGAAGGAUUUGGUCAAGUUGAGGGCGUGGCAGAAAGAGAAUGAUGUUACCAUACACAUCUACACUGCAGCCAUCACAAAGUCUCCCCCAACCACCCCCUCACCCUCAUCCCCUGCCCCGUCUCCUCCUUCUCGCCAAUGUACAAAUUAUAAAUCGGCGCCACAUGCAACAGAAUCUCUCUCCCCCCACCACAAACUAACACCUUCUCCACGGGGAAAGACUCAAACCACUCCGCCGGCGCGCUCGACAAAUCCGUAUAAUGGGAGCGAUCAUGAUGGCUCCGCGGAGGGUUCCUUCACAAGGGAUGGGGGCGAUCUGAGGGUGGGGAUGAGCGAGGUGGGAGAGGACUCCACCGACGAGGUUCCCGCCUGCGGAGUCCCCGCCGAGGAGGAUUUGGGAUGGGGAAUGAGUUAUAAGGUUCAAGAAGAACUGGAAAUAGCCUCUGUUGGCGGGGAGGGCGAAGCCGCCUCCUAUAUUUGUUUUGUGAGUGGAAGGUGGUAG